UAAAGCUUUGCAAUACUAUUCUACUGUAAAAUAUGAAGUUUGUAAUACUACUACAGUUGAUUCAAGUAGUUUUUGGAAAUUUUCCAAUUCUAACUCAAAUUCAAUGGAGUACUGCAACAUCUGGUAACGGUUAUCGCUCCUUAGAAGCUCUAUUUAUCCUACCGGAAGGGGUAAUUGAUACCGAUUUGAGCAUUCGUUGGACAUACUAUGAAGCUACAAAAUUCUAUGAAAAAUAUUAUAUUUUUCAAGAUGGCGUUAAUAAUUGCACAAUAAAGUUCUUUCCCUCCAAUACAAAUGGAAUUCAUUUUCUAUUAAAUGAACUAACAUUUGAUGAUGAAAAAUUAGUAAAUAGAAAUGAUAAGAGCGUAAUAGAAAGAUAUUUCAACAUGAAGAUUGAACUACUCAAAACUGGAAAAUUACAGGAAUUUAACAUUUUUCCAAAUUUCGAUUGUUCUUUUUGUGAAGUAACAAAUAUAAAGAAGCUAAUAGACUGGAAAAUUGAACCAGAUAAUCCUUUAUUGAUUUAUGAACAGAGCUCAAGUUUUACACAAUUACAUAAUAUGUCUGUAUAUGAAGAUUUAUCUAUGAAUUUACAUAUUGAACAUCAUCGAUCUCACAUUGAUGAGAAUACCAAGUCACACCAUAGACAAAGACAUACAGAAUUUAGUGAUUAUUCUUUAAGAUUUUACGAACAGAGCUAUGGUAAUAAUUUAAAAACAACCUAUAUUUACAAACAUAAGGAUUUUGAUGGAGCGAGAAUAUCUAUGAAUUUAAGUGAAUCUGUUGUGAAAACUGAUAGAGAAUAUGUUGAUGGAGUAUAUAAAUACUCUUUAUAUCCUAAAAAAAAAGUUAUUAAGGGUGUAAAAUCAACAAUUCUAAUUGAAUUUAAAAGAUAUACUAAUAGAUAUCAAAGAAGAGAGAAAAAAGUAACAAGUUUAUUCAAGAGGUUAAGACCGUAUAUUGGCGCUUGUUCUAAAGUUAAUUCAUAUUAUGGCACGGGAAGUUACAUAAAUGGUGAAAAUUUACUUUUAUAUCUCAACAAACCCGAUUGUUUAGCUUGUAGAGUUGAACACGACUAUAACGAAUUUGUUGAAAUAUCCCUAUUUCAUAAUGAUUUACAGCUAACUGAUACUACUAGAACAGUAUCAAAUGGAUUUGAGACGACGCUAUAUCAAAUGUUUGAUAAUGUUACUGAAAAUGAUCGAGGUAAGUAUACAUGUAAAGUUGGGACACCUGUUCAAAGGUACGGAGAUUAUCCUACAAUAAUGGCUCAUGUUUUUCCUGUUAAACCAUUAACAAUUUCAAUGAAAAGUGUUUACGUAGAUGAGAAAAAGACAAUGUACGAUUGUGAAUAUACUGGUCUGAAAGAUCCCAAAGGAUAUGGAUAUGAGGAUUUUUUUACUCUUUCUGACGAAAAAACUAGCGAAUAUUUUAACUGGGAAAUUGUUGAAGACAAUGGUCCUAAGAAAAAAAUUCGAAUUACAGUUGAUAACAGAGUAUUUAGGGAAUCUUAUUGGUCAUUUGGUUGUCGAGUGAAAGAAGGACCUCUUGCAACGUAUGCUCUGGUAGACAUGAACAAUAAGGAUUUUUUAUAGACAAAGCUAAAGAAAGUACAAUAAUGAUAAAUCCAAAGUUUAUUGGUAGAAUAGUUCACAGACAAUUAGAAGAAACUAUUAAAAUAUUAGAGUGUAUGAAUCAAUUCUCUUGCUAUUCUAACGUAUUCUUUAAUACCAUCAUAUAUACAGUCGCGAUAUUAAGUAAUUAUAACAAGAGUAAAAAUAUCUAAAAUUCGAAAUAUCUUGAUUUACAAAUGAAGUUUAUGGUUAGGAAUAAUUUUUUCUGUAAGAGAGAUGACUUAUGAGGCAUCAGGUGAUACUGAAUAGGAAUUUCAGUAUUUUCUAGAAUGCCUCCAACUGUCGAUUUUGGGUUGAUCUACAUGUUCUUGUGAGUUGCAGUUGCAUCCUCCUGGCGAUUUUAUGUGGUCUACCAGACAAAUGCAGGUCAUUUAUUGUUUUAAAUUGCUUGAACUGAUUCUUUACAUUCUGCACUGUAACUGGGCUGCAAUUAAAUUUUGCUGUUAUGCCUUGAAUGGUCAAUUUUGGCCCGCUUAAGUGGAACAGGAUAUCUUUGCAGAUUUCUAAAGAUAGCUGAUGCAUUUUUUAAUAUUUCCAAAAGAAUGGUAUGUUGUAAGUUCAAGGGAACAAUAUUUGUAGACCAAAUUACUUAAUAGCUGUCUAAAUUCAUAGUAUGGUAAAAAAGAAAGAUAAAUUGAUUCUUAAAAUAUAGAUAUUUACCUGAAAUUUUCCAUCAUGUUUCACAACCAUACACUUUAUUCCUAAAUCAAAAUAUUUCGAUUUUUAGACAUUUUUACUCUUCUUAUAAUUACUUAAUAUCGCGACUGUAAUAACCUGCAGUAACAACGCUCCUUCUCUAUUUAAUAAAAAGGUUGCCUAUAAAUAAUUUUUGAGCGUCUAAUUCUAAUGACUUAAUAAGGAAAGGAACAUAAUGAUUUAAUAUCUAGUUUCCAAAUUCUAAGAUAUUCCUUAUCUUUAUAUAUUAAUUGAAUAAUGUCUAAUAUGUGAUUUCUAUUCAAAUAUGUCUGUAAAUGAUUAAAAUUCACUCCAAAGCGGACAGACUGAGAAAAGAAACGAUAAAAUAUUUAAAUAAGUUAGAGUAUAUAACUAUUAUUACUAUUAUAAUAAAAAAUCUACGUAAGCAAAUUUCAAGUACCACCAUCGAAUAAUGAAUAUCGAUAAAUAGGCAUAAAAUUUGAAUAAACCUUGGAAAUUGUAUAAGGUGAAACGUUUUCCAAUAAUAACAUAUAAAUAUAGAAUGUAUUAAAUGAAUAUUCAGAGUGUUAAAGCUAUUCGAAUUUAUCAUAUUUACAAAUAGUUUACCUUUGUUGCAAUGAAACAAUCACAA
Molecule: messenger RNA, 2922 nt
Organism: Dimorphilus gyrociliatus
Lineage: Eukaryota; Metazoa; Annelida; Polychaeta; Dinophilidae
Source: the annotation of a GenBank genome assembly